CGAUCAUGGAACUUACAGGACACUCUGGAGAGAUUUUUGCUACGAGGUUUGAUCCGACUGGUCAGAAUAUUGCGUCGGGUUCAAUGGAUAGGUCGAUAAUGUUAUGGCGAACGUACGGACAAUGCGAAAACUACGGCGUAUUAACCGGACACAAGGGCGCAGUUCUAGAUCUACAGUGGUCGCGAGAUUCAGAAAACAUUUUCUCGGCCUCCGCAGACGUGACCCUUGCCAGGUGGGAUGCCAAAUCAGGCCAAAGAAUACGCCAAUUCAAGGGACACGAGAAUAUCAUCAAUUGCCUCGACGUCUGCAGGAGGGGCCUGGACCUGCUAAUAAGCGGCAGCGACGACGGGUGUGUGGGAGUAUGGGACCUGCGGCAAAGGGAAGCCGUUCACUUCCUAGAGUCUGAGAUGCCCGUCACGGCCGUCGCGCUGGCAGACGCCAGCAACGAGAUAUACAGCGGCGGCAUCGAUAAUGACAUUCAUGUUUGGGACAUACGAAAACCCUCCAUCAUAUACUCCAUGGUGGGUCACACGGAUACGAUUUCGUCGCUGAAUAUCGCGCCGGAUUCUCAGACGCUGCUCUCCAAUUCUCAUGAUUCGACCGUGCGCACGUGGGAUAUCCCGCCUGCGGCGCCCGUGAAUAGACAUAUCAAGACAUAUGAUGGCGCGCCGAUUGGGUUGGAGAAGAAUCUGAUCCGGGCUAGUUGGAAUCCGACAGGGAGAGGAUUGCGGCUGGCAGCGGUGAUAGAAGUGUUGUUGUGUGGGAUGUGAAGUCUGGCAAGUUGCUGUAUAAGCUGCCCGGCCAUAAAGGUACCGUGAAUGAUGUACGAUUUUCGCCUCGUGAUGAGCCUAUAAUUGUUUCUGGCUCCUCCGAUCGAAAUAUCAUGCUUGGGGAGCUUGGAAAAUAACAAAAUCAGGGGCUCAUAAUCCUUACGAAUUGUUUCAUCGAUUACCCUGAUUUUAUCGCAUGGUUGAUAUCAUAGAUACCAUACGUAUCAGAAAUUGAGGGAAGGGAAUUUAUUAUUCUAGCCGUGCAUUAUGCGUAUCUCAGAAUCGCAAACUUGACGGCCACUUUUCUCUGACCAUUUACCGUAACUCAGUCCCGUUUAUAGCCCUUAAAACAAGUUCCAGUGAAUUCUUCCCGCGAUGGUUCCCGCCUCGGUUUUUCUUUUGUAUUUGAAGAGGGGAGUAGCAGGGGUUUCUAUUUUAACUUCCCUAUGCUGUAGGCAUAUAAACUAAGUCAUACUAAAUAUAAAUAUCAUCUUCAAAUCAAGUAUAGAUAUAAAAACAACUGAAAAAAUAUAACAGUUUCAAAAUAAGUUAUAAAGAUCUUUAAUCUUCU
Blastomyces gilchristii SLH14081 is the source of this 1341-nucleotide messenger RNA. RefSeq names its product U5 snRNP complex subunit. Gene Ontology annotation, molecular function: RNA binding; protein binding. NCBI's taxonomy places the organism in Eukaryota, Fungi, Ascomycota, Eurotiomycetes, Onygenales, Ajellomycetaceae. Gene Ontology annotation, cellular component: catalytic step 2 spliceosome. The record is from RefSeq and is a predicted model, not a curated record. Bases 6 to 770 code for a protein of 254 amino acids. The transcript has 4 exons.